Molecule: messenger RNA, 1960 nt
Organism: Vigna umbellata (rice bean)
Lineage: Eukaryota; Viridiplantae; Streptophyta; Magnoliopsida; Fabales; Fabaceae
Product: CBL-interacting serine/threonine-protein kinase 10-like
Biological process (GO): signal transduction; protein phosphorylation
Molecular function (GO): ATP binding; protein serine/threonine kinase activity
Source: RefSeq, a predicted model, not a curated record
AACAAUUCCAAAACAUUACAGAAAUAUCCAUACUAUAUAUGAAUGUUGUAUGCAAACAAGUAACAGCUCUAGUACUUACUAGUUAAUUUAUUUUUCUAUACAACCACCGUACUAUAUCUCUACCAUGUUUGGUGCUACAACUGUUCAAUCUCAAUUCUGAAGACUGACUACAUCGACAGGAAAAUCAUCUUCAAUUUUCAGUAUAGUUCUGAAGUUUGCUCAGCUAUCUAUGGCGCACAUAUAUGUAUAUAUUCUUCAACAGUGCAUGACAUAGCCAGAGAAAGAGAUGCAGGAAAAUGAGCUCUGUCUCUGAGAUCCAUAAGGUUAUGUUCUUGCUAUCACUGCCCAGCUUAAUUGGUAACAGUGGAGAAAACAUUGCUGGCUCAAUCUUUCAGUAUCCAUUGAUGCAUAAUCGGAAAACAUGUUAUUUUGAUGUGCCUGUUGUGUUAGUACAUCACCUGCGUGAAGACGGUUGAGUAGCUUAUUUGCUAUCAUAUAAUCUCUAUACUGAGUACAUGAUAUAGAUAUUUUAAUUGGCUGAAGGAGUGAAAUUUUAUUUUGCCCAACUCCAAUGUCUUCUAGGGAGAACAAAUCAAACAUCUUGAUGCAAAAAUAUGAACUAGGAAGGUUACUAGGUAAAGGAACGUUUGGAAAGGUUUACUAUGGCCGUAGUACAAUAACUAACCAAGGUGUGGCCAUUAAAGUGAUUGACAAGAAUAAGGUUAUAAAAGCUGGGCAGGUUGAUCACGUUAAAAGGGAAAUAUCUAUUAUGAGACUGGUGAAGCACCCAAAUGUUAUUGAGCUUUUUGAGGUCAUGGCCACAAAGAGUAAGAUUUACUUUGUUAUGGAAUAUGCUAAAGGUGGGGAACUGUUUAAGAAGGUGGCCAAAGGAAAGCUCAAAGAAGAUGUUGCACACAAAUAUUUUAUUCAGCUAGUGAAUGCAGUGGAUUUUUGUCACAGUAGAGGUGUAUGCCAUAGAGAUAUAAAGCCAGAGAACAUUCUGUUGGAUGAAAAUGAUAAUCUGAAGAUCUCAGAUUUCGGGUUAAGUGCCCUGGCUGAAUCCAAACACCAAGAUGGCUUGUUGCACACAGCUUGUGGAACACCUGCCUAUGUUGCUCCUGAGGUCAUCAAAAGGAAAGGUUAUGAUGGUGCAAAAGCUGAUAUUUGGUCAUGUGGGGUAGUUUUGUUUGUCUUACUAGCAGGUUACAUCCCUUUCCAAGAUCCUAAUUUGAUGGUGAUGUAUAGGAAGAUAAGCAAGGCAGAGUUUACAUGUCCUAGAUGGCUCCCAAGAGGAGUUCGGAGGCUAUUGAGCAAGAUGUUGGAUCCAAAUCCAAACACUAGGAUUUCCAUUGAUGAGAUUAAGCAAUGUUCUUGGUUUAGGAAGUGGCCAAAUGGUAUACAGACAACACAAGAAGGGGAAAACAGGAGUGUCUCUCCUUCAAUUACACAUCAUUCUGAACAAUAUGGUGAUGGAAGUAAUGGCUUAGCAGCAGAAGCAAGGCAAGAGUCAGUUGUGCCAGUAAGUAUAAAUGCCUUUGAUAUAAUCUCCCUCUCACCUGGGUUUAAUCUUUGUGGAUUCUUUGAAGACAGCUUUCAGAAAAGGGAAGCAAGAUUUACUUCAAGACAACCAGCAUCUCUCAUCAUCUUCAGGCUGCAAGAAAUUGCAAAUCGGCUGAAGAUGAAAAUAAAGAAAAGGGCUGCCGGUUUGUUGAAAUUGGAGAGCCUUCAUGAAGGUAGGAAGGGGAUCUUAUCCAUUGAUGCAGAAAUCUUUGAGGUUACUCCACUUCUGCACUUGGUGGAGGUGAAGAAAUCAAAUGGAGAUACGCUUGAAUAUGAGAAAAUACUGAAAGAAGCCAUAAGGCCUGCUCUUAAAGAUAUUGUUUGGGUAUGGCAAGGUGACCAACAACAGUAAUCACAACAGUUGGAGCAACUGCAGCAACAACAAUCUCAGUCCCAAAAA